Jatropha curcas is the source of this 2333-nucleotide messenger RNA. Its product is annotated as nitroreductase family protein. NCBI's taxonomy places the organism in Eukaryota, Viridiplantae, Streptophyta, Magnoliopsida, Malpighiales, Euphorbiaceae. The record is from RefSeq and is a predicted model, not a curated record. Gene Ontology annotation, molecular function: oxidoreductase activity.
CCAGAAUCAAUGGAGCUAUAGAAUCAAGAAACAAGCUUCGAUCUUUGGGUAAAAGUAACACGGCAAGAAUGGUUCCACCGAACCUGACUUCAAGAUUUUCUUCUCCUCUGAACCAAACUCAUUUCUGCAUUUUUACUUCAAGUGUUACUCUCCUAUCUGAUCUAAGCACCGCCAAGAAAUCAAUUGCAACGAUGUCUUUCUCCUCCUCAUCGUCGCCAUCACCAUCUAUAACCAACCCCAAGGAAGACAAAACUCCAAACCCUGACACUCAAAAGCUAAGCCAGGUAAUAAAGUACCAUAACCAGACCAAACACAAUUUUACCAAUUACGCUAGAGGCCCUCGCGGCCUUGACUGGGCUAACCAACCCAAUCCAUUUCGCCGUUACAUUUCUGCUCCACUACUUUCUCUCCAGCACUUUCCAACUGACAAUCAAACAGCAUCAUCAGCUGCUGACUCUGCUCCUCUAUAUCAUUCUAUUUUCAAUUCCCUUCCUUCUCCAAAACCCAUUUCUAAAUCUUCGAUUUCCCAAUUGUUUUACGAUUCUCUCGCUCUUUCUGCUUGGAAAACAACUGGCUUUUCUACUUGGUCUCUUCGGGUUAACCCGAGUAGCGGUAAUUUACACCCAACUGAAGCUUACCUUAUUGCUCCACCAAUUGAAUCACUUUCUAGUUCUUCUUUUGUUGCGCAUUAUGCACCAAAAGAGCAUGCUUUAGAGCUUAGAGCUACAAUCCCGUCUGAUUUUUUUCCAAAAUUCUUUCCAAGAGAUUCGUUUCUAAUUGGGAUUUCUUCUAUUUUCUGGCGUGAGGCCUGGAAAUACGGGGAGCGUGCGUUUCGGUAUUGUAAUCACGAUGUCGGUCAUGCUAUUGCUGCGAUCGCAGUGGCUGCUGCUGGACUUGGAUGGGACGUGAAGUUGCUUGAUGGACUAGGGCAUAAAGAGUUGGAAAGGUUAAUGGGGCUUGAAAUUUAUCAGAGCUUUCAAGUUCCUGAUGGGCCAAUUAAAGGCAAGAUUCCUGAUAUUGAAUUUGAGCAUUCUGAUUGCUUGCUUCUUGUUUUUCCUAAAGGGGCUACUGAUUUUGAUGUUAAUUAUAAGGAAUUGAGCUCCGCAUUAAUGGAAUUUAAAAAUUUGGACUGGAAAGGUAAGCCAAAUUUGCUUAGCAAAGAACAUGUGUGUUGGGAUAUAAUUUAUAGAACUGCAGAGGCCGUUAAAAAGCCCUUAACAUUAGGAGAAAGAUUCUUGAUUGAUCCAUUUCAGGGAAGUGGUGUUUGUAGUGAUGGGUCGUAUAAAGGUUUUACUGUUAGGGAAAUUGUCAGAAAGAGGAGGAGUGCUGUGGAUAUGGACGGAGUCACGAAAAUAGAUAGAGAAACAUUUUAUCAGAUUUUGUUACAUUGUGUUCCUUCUGGUUCUGGAACUGGAGAAAGUCAGAAAAGACAGUUGGCAUUGCCAUUUCGAGUUCUUUCUUGGGAUGCUGAGGUGCAUGCUGCUUUGUUUGUGCAUAGAGUGACGGGAUUGCCAAAAGGGUUGUAUUUCUUGGUGAGAAAUGAAGAUCAUUUUCAUGAGCUUAAGAAAGCUACAAGAGCUGGAUUUAAAUGGGAGAAACCAGAGGGAUGCCCUGACGAUUUACCUUUGUAUGAGCUUGCUAGGGGUGAUUGCCAGCAGAUUGCCAAACAGCUCUCCUGCCAUCAGGACAUAGCCAGUGAUGGCUGCUUCAGCCUUGGUAUGGUGGCUCAUUUUGAGCCUACCUUGCGUGACAAGGGCGUGUGGAUGUAUCCUCGACUAUUUUGGGAGACUGGAGUCCUUGGCCAAGUGUUGUAUCUUGAAGCACAUGCAGUUGGCAUUUCUGCAACUGGCAUUGGUUGCUUCUUUGAUGAUCCAGUGCAUGAAGUGCUUGGAUUGAGAGGAUUAAACUUUCAGAGUUUGUACCAUUUCACCGUCGGAGGCCCGGUAUUAGACAAGCGGAUAAUGAGUUUACCUGCUUAUCCUGGACCUGACAUUGAUGCAUAAUAGUUUCAAUGCUUUCCGCAUACAGAGCUCAGGGAUUCUGAUUGUUGUUGCCUUGCUGUGAACCAUCACAAACUGAUAUACAUCAAAUAUCUUUCAAAUGAUUUCUUUUGAUAGAAGAAUUAUACAAGUCCCUUGCCUGUCAAUGAACUUCUCUUCGGUUGGGGGGCUACAGUUAAGCAUGUUUUAGCCUGUUUAAAUGCAAUUUGACCUGUACAGCUAAUAUCAGACUAUGGUAUGGUUAGUCCCAUCGUACAUAAUGAAAUGCACACCUGUAAAUUGCUGCACCAGUUCUUAAUUUAAACAAGCUUAGUAUUGUUUUUUGUGUUCUAA